AAUCAGUUUCUUUACAUUUAUCAAUACUCUCCCCAAAUGUUCUCAAGGUAGGUUGGAUUAUGAUGUCAGAUGUUCUUCAGAUUCUACUGAAUGUAUAUUCCAUAGAACCCUGCCUCCUGACACAAUAUCCUGUAUCUGCCAUAGAGCCCAAUGCUGGUUAUCACUAACAAUGAACAUAAUCAUUUGAUCAGAGAUAGGACAAUAACAAAACAACAUUAUUUAUGAAGUUAACCAGAUCUCAUUGGUGCCCACAGUUCCUACAUGAGGGAGGCUUGCGUGACAGGAGAAAUCUGAUUGGUCCUGUUUGCUCUGUAUAUAGUGAUGUAGUCCACCACACAGAACUCACCUCUCUGUUUUACACCAUAGCCUCAGGAUCAGAGUACUUACAACAUGAGACCCAGGAGGACAAGCUGAAGAGGGAGGCAUCAGCUGGUGAGCUUGUUAAAAUGGCAGAGUCCAACGUUGAUAAUCAGUUUAAACUCACCUCAGAAGACUAUGUGUUUUCUGAUGUUGGUGAAGAGGUCACCCUUCCCUGUCACCUCUCACCUGAUAACAGUGCUGUUGCAUCGACGAUCAGGUGGUUUAAAGAGACAGAGUGUAUUUACCUGUAUCAGAAUGGCCAGGUGACAGAGAGGAGUGGCUAUGAGGGCAGACUGAGUCUGAUCACCCAGGAGCUGGAUAGAGGCAAUGUGUCUCUGAGGCUGAGAGACUUCAGGAGGCCAGAUAGAGUAGUCUACAUAUGUCAGGUCAUCCAUGGAGAACAGAAGAUGGAGGCUGCAGUGGGUUUAUGGGAGAGAGAAGGUAAGUGUUGUAGAAGUCCAGUAAUGUUUCUAAACACCUAAACAACAACAAUAACAACCAGUCUCUUUCCCUGUACAGAACACUUGUACUUUCUCAUGUAGGUAGGAGUUCAUAGUAGGAGUUACAGAUGAAUAGACUAGAUUCAUUCUGAAUAUCAACUAGUUACAAUGCAUAUUACCAUCACUGUGAGCUCUGAGCUGGUCCUAAAGCAUUAGAACCAUUCCAACAUUACUGUCACGUCCCUUGAUUGUCAUUAGUAAUGAAUGUGAUGAACACUCAUACCCCUCUGAUGUAUAUCACAUCACUAUGGUAUAUGAGAGGAUAAUGUGACAGAUGGUGAUUUGAAGGUAAUGAUAAUAACUAAUGUAUUCUGUUUUACAUGAUCAUUAUUCAUGACUCUCCAUCUUGGAUAAUGGAUGAUCAGUACGGGGUGAGUAAUUUCUUAUUUGUCUGUUUUGUUUAUUGAAAGAACAGACCAGAGUGUUAAUCUGAUACUAUAAAAACUACAGGCCUUGUGAACAGCAGUGUGUCUUCUUCAAGGCUACAAAUUAAAUCAGUUUCUUUACAUUUAUCAAUACUCUCCCCAAAUGUUCUCAAGGUAGGUUGGAUUAAGAUGUAUAGAUGUUCUUCAAAUUAUCCAGAAUUUUCAUAUCAUAGAUCUCCCACAAUAUAUCUGCCAUAGAGGUCAACAUUUCACAUAGUCCUCCAACAAUAUACAGUUGAAGUCAGAAGUUUACAUACACUUAUGUUGGAGUCAUUAAAACUUGUUUGUCAACCACUCCACACAUUUCUUGUUAACAAACUAUAUUUUUGGCAAGUCGGUUAGGACAUCUACUUUGUGCAUGAUUCAAGUAAUGUUUCCAACAAUUGUUUACAGACAGAUUAUUUAACUUGUAAUUCACUGUAUCACAAUUCCAGUGGGUCAGAAGUUAACAUACACUAAGUUGACUGUGCCCUUAAAUAGCUUGGAAAAUUCAAGAAACGGAUGUCAUGGCUUUAGAAGCUUCUGAUAGGCUAAUUGACAUCAUUUGAGUCAAUUGGAGGUGUACCUGUGGAUGGAUUUCAAGGCCUACUGUCAAACUCAGUGCCUCUUUGCUUGACAUCAUGGGAAAAUGAAAAGAAAUCAGCCAAGACCUCAGAGAAAAAAUUGUAGACCUCCACAAGUCUGGUUCAUCCUUGGGAGCAAUUUCCAAACUCCUGAAGGUACCACGUUCAUCUGUACAAACAAUAGUACGCAAGUAUAAACACCAUGGGACCACGCAGCCGUCAUACCACUCAGGAAGGAGACGCUUUCUGUCUCCUAGAGAUGAACGUACUUUGGUGUGAAAAGUGCAAAUCAAUCCCAGAGCAACAGCAAAGGACCUUGUGAAGAUGCUGGAGGAAAGAGGUACAAAAGUAUCUAUAUCCACAGUAAAACGAGUCCUAUAUCGACAUAACCUGAAAGGCCACUUAGCAAGGAAGAAGCCAGUGCUCCAAAACCGCCAUAAAAAAACAGACUACGGUUUGCAACUGCACAUGGGGACAAAGAUUGUACUUUUUGGAGAAAUAUCCUCUGGUCUGAUUAAACAAAAAUAGAACUGUUUAGCCUUGAUGACCAUCGUUAUGUUUGGAAGAAAAAGGGGGAGGCUUGCAAGCCGAAGAACAUCAACCCCAAACGUGAAGCAUUGGGGGUGGCAGCAUCAUAUUGUGGGGGUGCUUUGCUGCUGGAGGGACUGGUGCACUCACAAAAUAGAUGGCAUCAUGAGGUAGGUAAAUUAUGUGGAUAUAUUGAACAUCUCAAGACAUCAGUCAGGAAGUUAAAGCUUGGUCGCAAACGGGUCUUCCAAAUGGACAAUGACCCCAAGCAUACUUCCAAAGUUGUGGCAAAAUGGCUUAAGGACAACAAAGUCAAGGUAUUGGAGUGGCCAUCAAAAAGCCCUGACCUCAAUCCUACAGAAUAUGUGUGGGCAGAACUGAAAGGGUGUGCGAGCAAGGAGGCCUACAAACCUGACUCAGUUACACCAGCUCUGUCAGCAGGAAUGGGCCAAAAUUCACCCAACUUAUUGUGGGAAGCUUGUGGAAGGCUACCCGAAAUGUUUGACCCAACUUAAACAAUUUAAAGGCAAUGCACACAAAUACUAAUUGUGUGUAUGUAAACUUCUGACACACUGACAUCAUAACUGACCUAAAACAGGGCAUUUUUUACCAGGAUUAAAUGUCAGGGAUUGUGAAAAACUGAGUUUAAAUGUAUUUGGCUAAGGUGAAUGAAAAUUUCCGACUUCAACUGUAUCUGCCAUAGAGGUCAACAUUGCACUCCAAAAUGAAAAUAGAAUCAGCUUGAAUUUAUCUUGAUGUCUUAUUAUGAAGCAUUCAGUCAUUCUCAGACUGCUCACAUAGUAGUGCUGCUUACAUCCCUUUCCCUAGAUGUACAUUAGUAAUGAAUGUGAUGAACAGUCAUAUCAAUAUGAUGUAUGGUAUUUCAUUAAAUUAUGACAUGAGACAGAAAUUCAAUGAACAAUAUUAACUAAUGUAUUCUGUUUUACAUGAUCAUUAUUCAUGACUCUCCAUCUUGGAUAAUGGAUGAUCAGGAGCAAGA
Molecule: messenger RNA, 3376 nt
Organism: Salvelinus fontinalis (brook trout)
Lineage: Eukaryota; Metazoa; Chordata; Actinopteri; Salmoniformes; Salmonidae
Product: butyrophilin-like protein 9
Exons: 3
Coding region: 222-842 (206 amino acids)
Source: RefSeq, a predicted model, not a curated record